UGUGAAAAGUGGACAAAGUAUUUGUGGUCUAAGGAUUAUGAAAAAGAGGUCGAAGUGAGGGUUGUAAUAUGUGACAGCACCAUUGCGUAAUGGAUAGAAGUAAAGAGAUUCCUUCCUCUCAGUCGGUAUCAUCUAGACCACCAACAGAACUAAACCCUAGCUAUGGAGCACCAGCUGGAUCAAACCCUAGCUACGGAACACCAGGUGGACAAAACCUAAACUAUGGAGCACCAGCUGGACAAAACUCAAACUAUGGAACACCAGCUGGACAGAGCCCUGGUUAUGGAGCACCAGGUGGACAAAACCCAAACUAUGGACCAACAGCUGGACAAAACCCAAACUAUGGACCAACAGCUGGACAAAGCCCUUGUUAUGGAGCACCAACUGAACAAAAUGUUCGUCUUGGAGCACCAGCUGAACAGAACCCUGGGAAGGAACAUACCAAAUCUCUCACAUCAAGUCGAUCUGAGAUGAUGAGCCCCCAAAAGGAUGAUGUGGAAGAAGUAUCUAAUAUGUUGCAUUCACCAACCAUUUCAAGCAACACAUUAAACUGUCAAGAUCCUGAGCUGGAAAGUGUGAAACAGAUUGGUAGUGGAGGCGGUGGCGGAGGUGGUGGUGGUGGUGGUGGGGGAGGCUCCAUGAGCAAGCAAGGCAGCCAGCAACGUAACCAUAGUGACGUACGGGGCACCAAGAACGUUUCCAACCAACUGGACGUUAAGCUCCAUCACUCAGAAAAUGCCUGGAAACCUGGCAAUCAGAAGACAGAUGACAAGGAGAAGACGGAUGAAUCCAAGACCACGGAUUUGUACCGCAAAGUGCGAAGUAUAUUGAACAAGUUGACCCCACAGAAGUUCCAGACAUUGAUUAAACAAGUUCAGGGCCUGGUUAUUGACACUGAGGACAGACUGAAGGGGGUAACAGAUAUUAUAUUUGAAAUGGCUAUCAGAGAGCCUGCCUUCAGUGUGGUUCAUGCAAACAUGUGCAGAUAUUUAUUAAACCUUAAAGUGCCCUCCGACAGCAAACAAGGGGAAACAAUUGGUUUCCGUGUGAUAUUAUUAACAAGAUGUCAGCGGGAAUUCGAAAAAGUUAAUGACGCCCAAGUUGAUCUCGACCGGAGGAAGAAGGCUAUAGAAGAAGCUGACCCGGCAAACAAGAAGAAGUUGAAGGAAGAACUGGCGAUUGCUGCCACCACUGCAAGGUGGAGAUCUAUAGGGAACAUAAGAUUUAUAGGCGAGUUAUUCAAGUUGAAAAUGUUGACAGAAAAUAUUAUGAAUGUCUGGGUUUUCAAGUUGUUACGAUCUAGAGAUGAGGAGAACCUGGAAUGUGUGUGUCAUCUCCUUUCCACCAUCGGGAAAGAACUCGAGUCAGACAAAGCCAAGCCAAGAAUGGACCAAUAUUUCCAACAGAUGAAGGAGAUAGUUGCUGAGAAGAAAGUGUCCUCAAGAUGCCGAUUCAUGCUGCAGGAUGUUGUAGAAUUACGAGAUUGUAACUGGAAGCCCAGGCGAAGAGAUGACAACCCCAAAACCAUCGACCAGAUCCACAAGGACGCCAAGCGAGAAGCUGUGGAACAGAACAUGUUGGCAGCAUUGCACAUGGCAAAUCAGCAACCACAGCAGCAGCAUCAACCAAGACACAAUAAGCGUACCCGAGGCCGACCAGGACAGGGUGGUGGAGGAGGCGGCGGCGGCAGUGGUGGCAACAUGGAGGAGGUUUGGAACACAGUCAGCAGCAAGGCCAUUAGGAACAUCGACAGAAACAUUGAUGUGUCCAAACUCAGGAUAGAAAAGAAUGCUGAUGAAAACAUCCAACUGGGUCCAGCCAGGAGUUUCGGCGGCUGGGGAAGAGGCAGUAGUGGUGGAGGUAGCAGAGCUUCAAAGGAGGGUGACAAGCCAAACGCUCCUGGAAACAGUUGCAGGAGCAUAGUGAGUGGCCGGGCCACCCCUCCAUCCGGAAAUGCAAGUAGAGAGGGAAGUCGAACACGGUCGUCACAGAAGGUGGAGAGACCAGCACCAUCUAUGAAGGAACUGACGGAGUAUGAGAUGGAAAAGAAGACCUACUCAAUAGUAGAUGAAUAUUUGCAUAUGCAGGAUCGAAAGGAGGCUAUCCAGUGUGUACAGGAGUUGAACUCGCCCAAAACCAUCCAUUUCUUUGUGUGUUUUGCAAUUAACCAUGUGCUGGAGAGGUCAAAGCAAGCUCGCCAACAGACAGGGCACCUGCUUCAUGAUUUGAUCAACCGGAAAAUCAUCUCUGUCGACACCUACUUACUGGGAUUGACGGAGAUUCUUCUGUCAGCUGAGGACAUGGAGAUUGACAUCCCCAAGAUUUGGCAGUAUCUGGGUGAGCUGAUCGGACCCAUGAUCCAAGAUGGCAGUGUUCCUCUUAGCUUCCUCAACAAGGCCUGUGAGCCACUGAAGGCGUCCGGCAAGGCGGGCAACCUCAUGGCAGAGAUCUUGCACGAUGCCAGUCAGAGACUUAGCCUGGAGUUCACCGUGGGCCCAGACUCGGCACCCAGCACACCUACCAGUAAAGUGUCCAUAGAAUGGAUCAAACAGAACCUUGCAGAGCUCUUGCUCAAGCCCAAAUGUGAUGAUGAACAGAUAUUUGACUGGAUUGAGGCCAAUGUCCCUGAUGAGAUUACCAAAGAAAAUAGAUUUAUCAGGGCCUUAAUGACUACCGUCUGCUCCAGUGCAAUAUUAGGUACUGGCAACAUGGCAAAAGUUGACCAAGAACAUAUAAAGAAGUGGCGAUCCCUCCUGCAGAAGUACCUGGAUCACCAGCCUGUAUUUGAGUUGCAGGCUCUGUAUGCUGUGCAGGCACUCGUCCACUCACUGGAAUAUCCAUCAGGUGUCCUGCGGACAUUCUUUGAUACACUUUAUGAUGAGGAAAUCAUCUCAGAAGAUGCAUUUAAUCAAUGGGAAACCAGUAAAGAAGAGCAGGAAGGGAAGGGAGUUGCGCUCAAGCAAGUUGUUCAGUUCUUUGCGUGGCUACGUGAAGGGGAGGAAGAGGAGGCUGACAGCUAAGAAUAGGCUUAUUAUUAGGACAAACUUGGAUCACAAACUGCAGUAUGAAAUUACAAAUAUGAUUGUCAUUGCUGUUUAAAUGUGUGCACCAGAGGAUGAAAGAAAUGAUUAAUUUAUGAGCUUGCUGUAUAAAUGUGCUUUCUACUUGUUGGAGAAAACAAAGGAUCUUCUGACAGCCAAAUAUAACCAUGGAUGUGUUUUUGUUUUUUUGUUGCCAUGGUCUUCGUUGAUGCAGAUGUUUGUUAAUGCAUAUAUCAAUUAUAUGCAUUUAAAAAAUUGCCUACACGGCUGUGCAUUUGUAUGUAUAUCGAGGGAGAUGUUGACAAGCCAAGGAACGAGGGAGUCUGAAGAAUAUUUAGAAUACCUUGUUGAUCUACUGUGAGGUGCUAGGCUUGUUUGAGAAUGGAUAUGUAACACUUUAACCAGAAGCCCUGCAAGGGAAUUUCAGAUGUUUUUGUUUUUUUUCUUGGUGAAUUCUCUGGAUCAUGUUUUGUUUUUUGAUAAUCAUUCAUAAAUUAUAUACAUAUAUCCAUAUUAUAUAUAAACUGCAUAAUUUCAUAUGCAAAGUUGUGUUGGUUGAACUGUAUGAAUGACCGAUAUAAACUAUCUUGUGGAAGAUGAUCGACGAAAGAAAAGAAUAUGAAAUGUGCAUUCUCUACAGACUAUAGACAGUGAGCCUGAUGAGUCAGGUAGUGUCCAUCAACUUUGGAUAAUACAAACACUUCGAAGCCAGGACUUCGUGAACUACAGGUUAUGAAACUUCCCAGCUCAACCAACUAAAUGCCUCUCCAAGCUAUGAUGGAGGGACCCAUUUGAAGAAGUAUGGCUACAGCAGGCAAGGAUCCUACUUCAUAGGGCUAAAACCUGCUUCUUUAUUUUGCAUGAGCAACUUGUACAGUUUGUCACCAUUACUGAUGCCUGUUCUACCCUUCAAAACCAUUACGGGUAAACGUUUCCCACAAGUGACUGGAGUUUAUUGAAUGUGGAUGCCUUUGGUUAUGUUUGUGUAUAUAUUGACUACAAGAAUAUUGGUAUGCUGAUAAUGGAGUUGGUUGGAAUUCUUAUUCAUGGAAAUAUGGCCCAUUUCCAUUGAAAAGGGAAAACAUAAAAAGCUAUUAUUCUGUCAUGUUAUGUUGACAAUGUUCCACAUGCAAAAUAUCUGUGAAAAAAAUAUUGAUUAUGUGAAUGAUACCUCAGAUAUAUAGUCAAGAGGUAUCAAAUAUUACAAGUUACAAAUACUGAGAAAUGUGAAACUUGCCUUUAUUUAUAUUUGUAGGAUUUGAUAAUUUAAGCUUCGUGUACUGAGUUGAUAAAUUGAGUUGAUUGUGUGUAUGUGCUCAGUGGCUCCUGAGUAAUGACGAACUCAUGGCUCUCCUACCAGUAUCGUUGGUUGAGCUGGGCACACCUCCCUUCCCUAAUGCUGUCUGUGAUCACUACGAGCUGACAGGCAGCCUGCUGUGUGUGACCACCAUAUAUGAAUACAAUGUAAGCAAUGACAAAACGCAAACAGAUGUUAAUAAAACAUGCCAAUGACAGACUU
Molecule: messenger RNA, 4560 nt
Organism: Haliotis rufescens (red abalone)
Lineage: Eukaryota; Metazoa; Mollusca; Gastropoda; Lepetellida; Haliotidae
Product: eukaryotic translation initiation factor 4 gamma 3-like
Exons: 19
Coding region: 90-3020 (976 amino acids)
Cellular component (GO): eukaryotic translation initiation factor 4F complex
Molecular function (GO): protein binding; mRNA binding; translation initiation factor activity
Source: RefSeq, a predicted model, not a curated record